Messenger RNA from Hevea brasiliensis (rubber tree), 1600 nucleotides. RefSeq lists its product as uncharacterized. The record is from RefSeq and is a predicted model, not a curated record. NCBI's taxonomy places the organism in Eukaryota, Viridiplantae, Streptophyta, Magnoliopsida, Malpighiales, Euphorbiaceae. Bases 130 to 1452 code for a protein of 440 amino acids. The transcript is spliced from 4 exons.
AUGAUUUCACACGCGUAAUGUGGCUGUCUUCAGUACUGAAACUUGAAGAAAAGUUUAAAACUUUAACGUUCACACUCUAAAUCACACACACAGUCCUAACGCCUCCACUACUGCCUCCAGUCCACCAAGAUGCUGGAGCGAGUCCUCUCGUUCCGUGGUGCUUCUCCUCACCCCGACGACGCCGUUUCCGACUCCGACACUUUAGCCAUCUCCGGCGACGAGUCCAAGACCAAGAAACAGAGCCUUUACUUAUUGGCUGCCAAUUACAUGUCCCGCUUGUCGCACGUCUGUCCUUGUCCUACCCCGUGUCUAAUCCUCUGCCUCCUUGUUGUUUUUGUGUCCAUUGCUUCUCUGCUAUUUCAUUCGCGGAACUUCGUCUGCGUUUCUCCUUUCGAUCCUAAGACCCGGGUCGGAUUUUUCGGGUUCGAUGGUCUCGAGUCGGAUUUUGGAGUCCUUGGUGUUCCUUGGUGCAGAUCGAAACAUGGAAAAACAGUGGAGUGGACAUCCAAGGAUUUAAUCAAGGGCUUGGAAGAGUUUGUACCAAUAUAUGAAACUAGGCCAAUCAAAAACAACGUGUAUGGAAUGGGUUUUGACCAUAGCUUUGGGCUUUGGUUUAUUGCAAGGCGGCUGAAGCCUGAUCUGAUGAUUGAGAGCGGUGCUUUCAAGGGGCAUUCCACUUGGGUACUGCGACAAGCAAUGCCAGACACUCCAAUUAUUUCGCUUUCACCCAGACAUCCUGAGAAAUACCUAAAAAAGGGUCCUGCUUAUGUUGAUGGAAACUGCACAUACUUUGCUGGAAAAGAUUUCGUAGAUUUUGGAAGUGUUGAGUGGAAGAGUGUGAUGAAGAAACAUGGGAUUACUGAUCUCAGUCGAGUCCUUAUAUUCUUUGAUGACCAUCAAAAUGAACUAAAAAGAGUAAAGCAGGCACUGAAUGCUGGCUUUAAACAUCUUGUUUUUGAAGAUAACUAUGAUACUGGAACAGGAGAUCAUUAUUCCUUAAGGCAGAUAUGUGAUCAGUCCUAUGUAAGAGGUGGUGGUCACAGCUGCUUUAGGGAUAGCGAUGAAAGCAGGAUUAGAUCAAAAAGAAAGAAAUUCUGGGAGAAGGCAGUUGACAUAGAUGAACUGUGUGGUCCAAAUGAAGUGUGGUGGGGUGUUAGAGGCUGGAUGCGGGAUAACUUUAAUCACAGUAACAAGCCAAUUUCCUUUGAGGAACAUUUUCAGAGCAGCCGGUUUAUUGAAUCAAUCCUCGAUGUUUAUUGGGAGCUUCCCCCAGUAGCUGGUCCUUCCCUCACUCAUCAAACACGGUAUGAUCCUGCUCGAACUACACCACCUAUUGUUGAAGAUGGUCGCUAUGGCCUGUUCCAGCGGCUUGGUCUAGGUAGACUAGAGACAUCUGUAUUUAAUGGCUAUACCCAGAUGGUAUACCUUCAAAUCUCUGAACAAGAAAAUUAAAGCUGUCCAGAGUGGAUGACAGAGCUAUUAGGUUUCAGUAGAUUGAAACACAAAGGUUGUUAAUGUUCAUGCCUUUUUCACAGGCUUUCAGAAUGUUACCUUUCUUCUAACAUGUUUGGGCAAUAUCCUGUUAAUAUUUAUUCCUUUA